Molecule: messenger RNA, 471 nt
Organism: Salpingoeca rosetta
Lineage: Eukaryota; Choanoflagellata; Craspedida; Salpingoecidae
Exons: 6
Coding region: 1-471 (156 amino acids)
Source: RefSeq, a predicted model, not a curated record
AUGGAUUGGGAGGAGCAGCUGUGGACACACACGUCCAUGGUCAUGGUGGGCACAUCCAACCACAGCGACACUGUCAGGCGCAGAUCUCGGCCGUCAUCAUCAUCACCAUCACCACCAUCGACCGCACAGCCGCCAUCACACGCCGGCUCACACCAGCCCCAAUCUGGCGUGAGGCAGACAUUGCACAUGUCAGUCGCUCUGAUGAAGAGCGUUGAGGAGGCGCAUGAAGCGGUGGAACCAACGACGAUGGCGAUGACGAGUGAUGAAGCAGUACCUGAUGUGGCUGCAUUGUGGAUGAACGGGCCCUCUGCCUCUGGGCCAUCUCCUCCUCCUCGUCCUCGUCGUCGUUGGUCCCCAACAGCAGCGGCUGCGGCUAUGGAUAUGGAGCCUUCCCCAUGUGAUGUGGAGCUGUUGAGGCGUGAUCGAGACAGCCGCCAACACAGCGGUGACGAUAGUGGCCGUGGCGUGUGA